GUAGAAUGCGGUGCGGCUCAAAACCCCAACCUUUCAGAAAACCCCAGCAAGAAAUCCAUUACCCUCUAGUCUCUACCCCUAAACCGUGUUUAAACUAGAAGAAUAUUAAAGCAAGCACUACAUUAAUCACUCGUUAGCUCACAAGUCUUCUUUUUCUGCCGAACUCCUUUUUCUUUUCCUUUCUUUUUUGUUGUUCAGCUAGCCUCAGUCUCCUUAUGCCCUUCAUACUAAUCCCUUUGAACAACAACCUGCAUCUCUGUUUCUGGCAAUGAGCUCCUGCUAAAUCUCCAUUGGUAAAGCAUAUAUCGGCGCCUGCAGGGGAAUAAAUGGAUGCCAAUACUAAAGCUUCUAAGCAGAGUGGGGAAAUCAGCAUGGCAGAAAACAAGAAAACAUCAGGUGAAGUGGUUGUGCUUAUCUCUGGCGAUGAAAAAGAUCCUAAGAAUCCACCUCCAGGUGCUUCACCGGUGAGAGCAUCAGUUGAUUCUCCUUCAGGUGCUCAAAGGGCCGUGCCUGUAAGUUUUUCUUCCCCUGAAGCUGCUGGGUAUAGUCCAAGCGCCAAUAAGCCUCCAAAAAUUCCCACAACUGAUACCCUCACUAGGAGAAAAUCAAUUGCCAGGUCUGUCUACUCGAAACCCAAAUCAAGAUUUGGUGAACAAUCUGUCCCUGUUGAUACUAACAUGUUUGAUGAGGAUAUUUCUAUAAUUCAAGAGCAUGCUGAACCAAGUUGCAGUUCACCUUACAGAAAUUUAUCUAAUCAGCCUUCACCUAAUGAUAAAAUGGGUUCUAGUAAUGCCAACACAUUAAAAGAGACUAUUAGGAAUGUACCAAUUACCCCCAAGACACCGUUGAUGGCAUCACCUGGUGGUUUUGGAGGAGCAGAUGAGGAUGAGGAGAUUUAUAAGAAAGUGAGUCUCCGGAACAAAUUAAGAUAUCACAGAGUGAAAGUCAAGGUUUUGAUUGAAUGGUUUGUGUUUGCCUGCAUUUUGGGAUGUUUCGUAGCUAGCUUGACUGUUCAUAAGCUGCGACAGUGGACAAUUUGGGGGCUGGAGAUUUGGAAAUGGUGUGCUCUUGUAAUGGUGACUGUUAGUGGCAUGUUAUUUACAAAGUGGCUUGUUCUUUUUGCUGUGCUGUUGAUUGAGCUGGCCUUUUUGUUGAGAAAGAAGGUAUUGUAUUUUGUGUAUGCUUUGCGGAAGAGUGUGCAGUUCUGUAUGUGGUUGAGUUUGGUUCUUCUCACUUGGGUUCUGCUAUUCAGGAGAGGCGUUGAGCGAUCUCGCCUUGCCACAAAGAUUUUGGAUUACAUUACUUGGACAAUGGUAACUUUCCUCAUAGGGGCAUUCUUGUGGCUCUUGAAGAAUCUGCUGCUAAAGAUUUUGGCAUCUUCUUUUCAUGUUAAUGCUUUCUUUGAUAGGAUUCAAGAAUCAGUCUUCCAUCAAUACAUUUUGCUAACACUAUCUGGGCCUCCAGUUAUGGAGUCGGCUCAAAUGUUUGGCAGAAAAAAUAGUACCGUCAGUCAAUUUAGCUUCAGGAGAACAAAGGCAGGGAAAGAUGGAAAGGAAAAGAAGGAAAAAGCAGUUAUUGAUAUAAAUAAGCUUCAUCAGAUGAAACGUGAAAAGGUCACAGCUUGGACCAUGAAAAUGUUAGUGGAUGUCAUAUCUAAUACAGGUCUAACAACCCUCUCUGGUACCCUUGGCGAAAGUGUUUAUGAUGGAGGAAAUGAGCAAUCCGACAAGGAAAUUACUAAUGAAGAGGAAGCAAUUGCAGCAGCCUAUCACGUUUUCAGAAAUGUAGCUCAGCCUGGUUGCAGGUACAUUGAUGAGAUGGAUCUAAGGAGAUUCAUGAUUAAAGAAGAGGUGGAUAUUGUCUUACCAAUGAUCGACGUGGCUGAGACUGGACAGAUUGACAGGAAAGCUCUGACACACUGGGUGGUAAAAGUUUAUAACGGUCGUAAAGCCUUGGCGCAUGCUUUAAAUGACACUAAAACUGCUGUGAAGCAGUUGGGCAAGCUUGUUACGGCAAUCUUAAUUAUCAUAAUAAUAAUCAUAUGGCUUCUUUUAAUGGAAAUAGCGACGACCAAAGUGCUUGUCUUUCUGUCAUCACAGCUUGUGUUGGUAGCUUUUAUGUUUGGGAAUACUUGCAAGACUAUUUUUGAAGCUAUUAUAUUUGUGUUUGUGAUGCAUCCUUUUGAUGUUGGUGAUCGCUGCGUAGUCGAUGGUGUCCAGAUGGUAGUAGAGGAGAUGAAUAUCUUAACAACUGUCUUUCUCCGCUUCGACAAUGAAAAGAUAUACUAUCCAAAUUCUGUUUUGGCUUCCAAGCCAAUCAGCAAUUUUUAUAGAAGCCCUGACAUGGGUGAUUCCCUUGAGUUCUCUAUUGAUUUCAAGACACCACUGGAAUUGAUAGGAACUCUAAAAGACAAAAUAAAGAAGUAUUUGGAGAAAAACCCGUCGUAUUGGCAUCCUAAUCACAGUGUGGUGGUAAAGGAGAUUGAGAAUGUGAACAAGAUAAAGAUGGCUAUUUUUUUUAACCAUACAAUGAACUUUCAGGAUUAUGGGGAGAAGAACAGGCGGAGAUCUGAAUUGGUUCUAGAGAUUAAGAGAAUUUUUGAGGAGCUAAAAAUCAAAUAUGACCUCCUUCCGCAAGAAGUUCGCCUUGUUGAAUCAAAAUCAGUAUAACAGGGAGCAGCAGAUGAACUUAUCAUCUUUGUCAAAAAUCAGUUUGUCUCUGACCUCCUGUUGGAAGGGAGCAGUUCACUUAUAGGUGACAUUUCCAGGGUAAACAGCAGUUCACUUUCAUGUAUUUCUGCUAGGGGCUGAUUAUACUUUCAUGUUCUUCAUUAUGUUGCAGAUACCUGUGGUUGAAGAAAUGAGAAGCUUACUUUCUUGCUGUUAGUGGUCUUCAGUUGAGCUAAAAGCAAUGUCGGAAGAGUUACUAAAUUUUGAGGGAUUAAUGGCUUACCUGAAACUCAAGACAUUUCUACUGGCACAUUUAUGUGACUAAAUGGGAGGAGUAGAAUUGUAUUUCGAAACUAAUCUAUUGUUAGUAGCCUGCUAUUGCAGUAGAAUGAUCUCAUAUAAAGCUUCUUGUGGAACCACGAUUGGAAACUCCAUGUUAUACAUGUUCCUAACUCAGAAUGCUUCCAGUUUUAAGUCCCUGGAGUCUUGCUACGAGGUGGCAGCUGCUGCAGGCUAAGGCGUUCAACGAUCUGGUUCGCUGCUUCUAAAGUGCCUAGCUAGUACCAUCAUCAGAGAUUCAAAUAAAUCAUGAGAGAUUGGCAUAUGAGUCGAAUCAUAUACUCAAAGGCUACAGCUCUUUGACUCUCUUUUGGCUAUUCAAAAAUCAAAGGACGUAGAGAGUUAAAAGAGAAGUACAAUUCUUACCAUUUCUAUGGUUUAUUAGCAUAUAAGUUUAGUAAUUGGAAAUGCAAUGGCCACUGCUUAAUUAUCGUUUUGGGCUGUUUAAAGUGGAAUUGUAGCAAUACGAAUGUCAAUGUCACUCUCACUCGGGUGAUUCUAACGAAGUAGAGCGCAUCAGUUCUCACUUCUCA
This is a messenger RNA of Coffea eugenioides, 3541 nucleotides long. Its product is annotated as mechanosensitive ion channel protein 10-like. NCBI's taxonomy places the organism in Eukaryota, Viridiplantae, Streptophyta, Magnoliopsida, Gentianales, Rubiaceae. Gene Ontology annotation, biological process: detection of mechanical stimulus; monoatomic anion transport; transmembrane transport. Gene Ontology annotation, cellular component: plasma membrane. Gene Ontology annotation, molecular function: mechanosensitive monoatomic ion channel activity. The coding region runs from base 327 to 2669 and encodes 780 amino acids. The transcript has 6 exons. The record is from RefSeq and is a predicted model, not a curated record.